AUGACAUCUACGAAUACUGCAAAUCGUAAAUCGAAACGUGAUGAUCCGAAACGUUCAUCUGCAUCCGUUAUUGUUGUUGCUGCUAGUGAACAACCAAUGACGAAGACGAAAAAUGCUGUGAAACCUAAUGAAGCUGUUGUGUUAUCCCAAACGUCGAAUACGAUAAGUAAUAAGAAACGACGAGCAACCGAAAUUAUUCAAAAUGAAGUACCUUUGUCGGAACGUUUGAGUGCAUUCGAGAGUCAAACGUCAACUGGUCAAGUCAAUUCAGAACAAAAGCAACAGAGCUUAGCUGCUGAUAGUCUCGUCACAUUGCUUACUCAAGGAUUACAAAGCUCUGAUACCACUCUACUUGAUCAAGUUUUAUGUUGUCGUAAUGACAAAAUUAUUGAAAAAACAGUGCGUGCACUUGCCAUUCCAGUUCUUUUGCCACUAAUUGAUUGUUUAAACAAAUAUCUUUAUCAAAGUGCAGACAAAGGCCUCAUCGCAUCCAAAUGGUUACGAGCAGUAUUAAGUACUCAUACAUCAUAUCUGAUGACAUGUUCGGACAUCACCGAACGUCUUGGUCCAAUGUAUGAAUUGAUCGAAGCGCGUACAAGACUCUAUCCAAAGUUAGCAAGACUUCAUGGCAAGCUAUCAUUGAUUGCUUCACAAAUCAAUAGUCGCAACAAUGAAUUGUCCAGUAGUGAUGCAACGAUUUCCACCAAACCAUCAUUCGUUUUCGAAGAUGUUUCCGAUGAUGACAUCGAUGGUGAUCAAACUCAAGAUGAAUUAGUACCUAGUCCAUCGGAAUACGAUGAAUAUUCAGGUCUAUCUGAUGAUCUUGAUCUUGGUCUACACGAUGAUGAUGAUACUGCUGCUGCAGAAGACGAUGAUGAUGAAGCUAUGAAUGGAAGUGAUGAUGACAAUGAUCUAAACUUCGAAGAAAACGGUCAUACGAACGGAAAUAAUAACGAAAGCGACGAGGAUGAUUCAUCAUAG
Molecule: messenger RNA, 981 nt
Organism: Adineta ricciae
Lineage: Eukaryota; Metazoa; Rotifera; Eurotatoria; Adinetida; Adinetidae
Source: the annotation of a GenBank genome assembly